AUGCGCCGUCGCGUCUGCAUUUUCCUCACGUCCAUCGUGCUGUUCGCGUGGGCGACGACGAACGAUUUGUUGAGGCAACCGGAUGUCGAUAUCCAAUACGAAGCCGACACCGACAUUUAUAAUGUGACUGUUGAAGAAGGAGCAUCAAGAAGGCUGACCGAAUUCCUCCUGAAAAAGCAUCACCCUUGUGCUCCACCGGAUGGUCGCCUCAUCGUUGAGUACGAGCUGGAGAUUGUUCACAUUUUAGGAAUCGACGAGCUGAAGCAGACGAUGACCGUGCUCGUCUACGUGGACGAGCGGUGGAACGACAAGACGUUAUCUUGGGAUCCUGCCGAAUUCGGGGGCAUUGAGAAGACGUGGCUCCCUCUCGAGAAAAUCUGGGUGCCCGACAUCAUCAUUUUCAAUAUGCUGGACCACGAGGAUCUGCUGACCGCUGUACGAGCACCCGGGCUCAUCUACUACAACGGGACCGUGGAGACGUCGAAGCCGUUCGUGUCUACAGUAUCCUGCGAGAUCCACAUCGAGCACUUCCCCCUCGACGACCAAAACUGUUCUUUGGAGAUCGCCUCGUGGACGUACGGCAAGGACAAAAUCAAGCUCCACGGGCACAAGGAGCACGCAACGGACCACUAUACGCAGAAUGAGGAGUGGAAUUUGUUGAGGGUGCACGUCGUCGAGCAGGAGUUUGACCACGAGGGGAUCAACGUUUCUGAGAUCAAAUACGAGAUUCACGUGAAGCGGAAGCCGCUGUUUUACAUGGUGACCCUCACCUUCCCCUCCUACAUCAUGUGCGCCAUUUCCGUAGUCGGACUCUACGCAAGAUUCUCAACCACAGGAGAGCGAGAGGAGCGCUUCACCCUCGGAGUCACUGCCAUCCUGACCAUGGCCGUGUUGUCGCUCGUAGUUUCUGAGAAAGUACCACACUCAUCUACUGAUGUUCCUCUACUCGUUGCCUACUUCCUGUUCAACAUGGUGGUGGUAUCGGUGGCGGCGAUGACGACGGGGAUCGUCAUGAGGGUCCACCGAAUGGGGCGUUACGGUAGAGAGCCACCGGCGUGGCUCGUCUACAUCUUCUUGUUGAGGCCAAACAAAUAUUCGCGAAUCCGCCGUUGCCCUUCUUCCCCACUUCACCAGGUCGUCGUUCCGGAACGUAACGGAACCACUGACGUGACGCAGAAGAAGAUACGGCUGAUAGAGACGUUUAUAAAGCGAUUGAUCGAGGCGUGCGAGCAUAUACAGGCCCAAAUGGACGAAGUCGACGUCGUUGAGCACGUCUCCAGCCGACGUCGUCAAGAGGGGAACGGCUUCGUCCGGAUCGCCGAGCGCCUGGACCUCAUUUUUAUGACCUUUUUCCUUACGAUUGUCACGAUUCCGGUCGGACGUCGAAAUGUCCAUUUCAACGUGGGAGGAGGUGCUGCCGGGGAGGAAGAGCGGAAGACGACGGAUACGGUACACGAGGGGCAGCACACGCUGAAUCAGAAGAGCUGGAGAAACAUUGCUACCCUCGAGCACCCGCCAAUCAUCGAUUUCUACCGUGAUUCCAUCGAUGCCGUUGACGUCAAUAGGCCCUCAAUGGCACAGCUGAUCCAUGGUCAUGGAGAGCAGCCGAUCCACGAGGAGAGCCUGGAAAUUGAUCAGUUUAAAGAAGAAGCGCUUCACGUCCUCGACCAACAUCCGCCUAUUGAUGAGCCCGGCAGGGAGGAGGACAAGGAGAAAAUCGAGAAGUUGAAGGCACCAGAUCAAGGAGCGGGCAGAAAGAAAUUCGGUUGGAUUGAGGGCGUCUUCGUUCGGUGCUUGCUGAGCAUCUUCGGCGUCAUCCUGUACCUCCGUAUCUCCUGGGUCACCGGGCAGGCGGGAAUUGUCCUCGGAAUCCUGAUCGUGCUCCUCUCCACCCUCGUGACAGUCAUCACAGCAAUCUCAACAUGUGCCAUCUGCACCAAUGGAGAAGUGAAAGGGGGCGGCGCCUAUUUUCUGAUCUCCCGCUCACUUGGGCCGGACGAGCUCAACUUCAUCCGAAUCGUCGCCAUGCUGUUCCUCCUCACCAUGGUUGCCGUCAUCUUCAUCGGAACCUCCUUCGAGUCAAAGAUCCAGAUGGGGCUCCUCGUGCUCCUCCUCGCCUCCAUCGUCGACUACUUUGCCGGGGCCCUGAUCCUGGAGCCUACGAUGCACACCAAAGUGCGAGGAGCAACUGCUUUGAGCAUGCGAACCUUCCUGGCAAAUCUCACGCCUCAAUUCGGGAGAAGGAGAACUUCUUCACCGUGUUUGCCAUCUACUUCCCGGCCGCUACUGGAAUUAUGGCUGGGGCGAACAUUUCUGGGAGAUUUGGCGAAUCCGCAGAAAGCCAUCCCUCUCGGCACCCUCCUGGCCAUCCUCGCCACCACGAUCGUCUACAUCUUCAUCGUCAUCUUCACCGGGUCCACGAACGUGCGCCAUGCUGACGGUAUUCUGGAGCCGAUGUGGGACGCCGUCGGGUUUUUCGUCCCCCCAAACUGCACGAUCGAAGAGGGAGGCUGUAAAUAUGGGCUCCUCAAUUUUUAUCAGGUGAUUGAGAUGCAAGCCCUUUUCGGGCCUCUCAUCACUGCCGGAAUCUUCGCUGCCACGCUGUCCAGUGCUCUCGGAAGUUUAGUAGCGGCUCCGAAGAUUUUCCAGGCCGUCUGCAAGGAUCGCCUCUUCCCGGGCAUCGACUACUUUGGCAAGGGCUUCGGGCGUGAUGAAGAGCCACGAAGAGCUUAUGCUCUCGUAGCCGUACUCGCUUUACUCGUCAUCCUUGUCGGCGACCUCAACGCCAUCGCCCCGAUCAUCUCCAACUUCUUCCUGGCCUCGUACGCCAUUUUGAACUACGCCUGCUUCGAUCAAUCGUUCGCCGACUCACCAGGCUUCCGCCCCGGCUUCAAAUACUACAACAAGUGGGUCUCCCUCGCCGGCUCCAUCCUGUGCGUCGUCGUCAUGUUCAUCGUCAGCUGGAUCACCGCCCUGCUGACGUUUUUCUUCUUCGCGCUGAUCUUUAUCUACCUGUGGCACCGGAAACCAGAUGUGAAUUGGGGCUCAUCCACUCAAGCUCACAGCUAUCGUAACGCGCUGGCCGGGAUGGUGAAGCUGGCUAACACGGAGGAGCACGUCAAAAAUUACAGACCCCAACUCCUCGUCCUGACCGGAAACCCGGCGUCCCGGCCCUCACUUGUCGAUUUUGUCGGCAACAUCACGAAGGGAAAUUCCUUGAUGGUCUGCGGCUACGUCGUGCCUGUAGCCACUGGAUCGUUUGCCGAGAAUUUCCCGUUCGAUUUCGACCUAGACGACUCCGAAGCAGACAGUGAGGGCGAGUACCUCGACGCGGAGGAUGAAAAACCUCAAACUACAGAGGAAUGCGAGCGGAUCCCGCUCAAAGAACAAAAGACGAAUAUGAGCAUCAGGAGGAGAGGGUCUCGUCGAACCACCGUGGAGCAGAAGGCCCUCCUCACGUCAAUGUCUCGAUUUUCGAAGAAGAUUCGCGAGGGAACGAUUGACGUCUGGUGGCUGUAUGAUGAUGGAGGGCUUUCACUGCUGAUUCCGCAUCUCUUAACGAUUCCAAAAUCAUAUUUGGAGGGCGCUAAACUCCGUGUCUUCUCCAUUUCGACGUCGAGACAUACGAUGGAGGCUGAGCAGCGAGGACUCGUCGCUUUGUUGACGAAGUUCAGAAUCGACUUCAGCAACGUGUCGGUGAUGUCGGACAUUGGGAAGAAGCCGAAACCGGAAACG
This is a messenger RNA of Mesorhabditis spiculigera, 3735 nucleotides long. NCBI's taxonomy places the organism in Eukaryota, Metazoa, Nematoda, Chromadorea, Rhabditida, Rhabditidae. The record is from the annotation of a GenBank genome assembly.